AUGAUGAUGAUGUCACGGACGCAACCACCGGGGGAGGGGAGAAGGGGUGUGUGCGAGCGCGUGGGGCGCAGGGAGGGCUGCGAGCGGCCGGGGGAGGGGAGGGGAGGGGAGGGAAGCGGAGCGGGGCGGGCGCCCCCAGCGGGACCCUGCAAGGUAUUUUCUCCACCACCGCCGCCCCCGCAAACCCGCCGGGACCCAGCUCGCGGGGACACGCCGGCGGGAAGCCGGGCCCGCGCCCCGGCUAUCGAUGACUCGGCGUGCGGGCACGGCUACCUGAGCGUGGGGCAGUGCAGGGGGCAGAGGAGCGCCGAUGUCAUGGAUGGGCGGGGACGGGGAGCGGGGGGAGACUGGGAACAAGACGGACUUGGGGGGCGAGGAGGGGAAGCCAGUGUUCAAGGCCCUGUGGAUGGCUGGGAGGGGUCGGCCGGAGCUGCGGCGGCGUGGGAGCUCGCUUCGCCGACCGCCAUUUCACGUCCUGCAAAGGAGGCGGGGGACAGCGGCGGAGCCGGCUUUUCACAAGAGAGACUAAAGCACUGCUCCACUAUCCAGGAAGCCCUGCUUAUUUUUGUUGAUCUCUCACGUGGUGCCAGGUAUCAAAUCCAGGGCUUCAAGCAGCAUUUGGGAAGAGUACGGGGAUGAAUCUGAAGUUCAUGCUUCCUUGUUUUAUGAACUCGAUCUGCAUCUGGAACAGAACACAUUUACCGGUUUCAUUUCGGAGCUGGAUCAAACUGUCAGUGACUGCACUCCAGCUGCCCUGUGUGCUGCAGGGACCACGUUAGUUAGCGCAGGCAGGAGGAGCAGGCCCUCCAGCACAAAGCAAACAUCAGCCUGCAGACAAAAGGAAAAGCUGCGAAAGCCCAGCCUGCUGAGCCUCUGUCCUCUACCGCUCCUGUGAAGAGCAGCACAGAAGCCUUGGACACAGGCACACUGGCAGCAAUCAAUUUCUGUCUUGUUGAAACACAGUAGCUGCUAUAGAUUCUGCCCGUGGAAAACAAACCCAGGGCUGCUGAGCAAGGGGGUACCCUGGGGGGCUGUGCCACUAGGCCUGUGAGACAGCCCCAGGAAAUCUCUUUGGCCCUUCUGAAACACUUAGGGGGUGGCCUUGGAUUAAAUGGAAAGCUGUCACCCCGUCCCCCACCCCUACCCCUUCAUUUCCUCCCUUCCUCUUCUGGUGGAAAAAAAAAUGUUUGCUCUGAUUGUUAUCAACCA
Erinaceus europaeus (western European hedgehog) is the source of this 1209-nucleotide messenger RNA. Its product is annotated as potassium/sodium hyperpolarization-activated cyclic nucleotide-gated channel 2-like. The coding region runs from base 1 to 639 and encodes 212 amino acids. The transcript is spliced from 4 exons. Lineage: Eukaryota; Metazoa; Chordata; Mammalia; Eulipotyphla; Erinaceidae. The record is from RefSeq and is a predicted model, not a curated record.